Rodentolepis nana is the source of this 4077-nucleotide messenger RNA. The record is from the annotation of a GenBank genome assembly. Lineage: Eukaryota; Metazoa; Platyhelminthes; Cestoda; Cyclophyllidea; Hymenolepididae.
AUGGUGUUAGAAACAGACGACGGCAACGAUUUAAUCAUCCUGAAUCCCUCCUGGGUCUUAACCGACGCUGUGGGAAAUCUCUUCUCCCAAGAUAGCAUUAGUCAUGCUCGGGUGACUGGAAGCUUCACUACCGAUGACCUUCACUUCCUCAUCUCAGAGAGUGAUGUCGGAAUGGUUCUUGAAGUUCUAAUCGCACUUGAAUGUUGCACUAUCGUCAAAGCGAAUGUUGGCCAAGAUCAGGAGCCGGAAAGUCCUGCACAGUCGGAAGCUCGAAAGCAAUCCAUUCACUCAUUUUUCGAAGAUGCCGCCGCUGGAACUAAUAACCUUCAGAACUCUACAAUGGUUGAAGAGGAACUGCAGAUGGAAAUUCCGAGAUUGAACCUCAUCCAACCCUCCGAUAUAACUGAAGUGUGGGGUUGUGGAGGCGAAGACAUGAUCAGAACUGGAAUUCAGUUCAAAGGAUCUGGGGCUCAAUUGAUUCACGUUUUUCCAAGAAUUCAGUGCAGGUUGAGAAGAGCCGCAUCCAGUUUAUUAAAACUGGAAGGAUUAGAAAGUCAAGAAUUGGUUCAAUGGUUGCUCGGAAGUCGACUUUCAUAUAAUAAAGGACUUAUCAACAUAUGUCUUAUUUGUGACGAAACAGAAGAGGCAAUUGAAGUCAAGCUCGAGACAAACAAAACCCUUAUACCACUAGCAUUUAAUUGUUUCCACGAUAUCCUAAUCCUCGUGCGAGGAGCUCUGGAUGAAAUAGUCUCUCAGUUAUCAAUCUCUAACUGCCUUCUAAUAUUCAAAACUUCAACCUUUCCAAGAGUAUGCAAGGAAGAAGUGUCACAACCAACUCUCUUCCAUCUCCUCACGGAUUCUGAUGGAGUUAAAUUUCUAGAAUUGACCAUCUUUAUGCAGAAUCCUCAGCUUCGAGCCUGCUGUUGGUUUGGUGGUGAUAUUCCAGCCUCUUGGAUUCGUUACGAAGUUCUCCUUGAAAUUUGUUCGGAGCUUGGAAAGAAUGACGAGUUUUCGACAGCUCAGCUGAAAGAUCUCACUCGGUUACUAGUAGGCGAGGAGAUCGGAAGGUGGGAUGAAAACGAAUCUUAUGAUUCCAGGCUGAAUCGAUUGCUUCAACUCAUUGUUAAUUGGAGGGAUUGUUCUGAGAAUCCUGUGGUCGGGAAACUAGUCAACGCGUUGCAAGCUGUUGGAUUAACUGCUAUUGUACCUACUUUGCAGGAAAAUCAUCCAAUUGCGGAAAUUCGGCAUCGAGCCUUUGAUAAUGUAAUAAAUAAAUUGAAACGUGGAUUUUUACCUCCGAAAUCUCUUUCGGACAUUAUUGAUAUUGUUAUUUCUAACUUGCAAACAGAAAGAUGCAACGAAAUUUUAGAAUUUCUCCACCGAUUAAGCAUGGAUGUCGCUGGUCGUGCACAGCUUCAACAAAAUAAUAUUAUUGGAAUUUUGUUAUCUCUUAUUUCCAAUCCCGAUUUAAAGGAAAGUCAUUCUCUUAUUCAAGAAAUUGUUUCGAAUAUCGUGUCGGAAUUGCAUGAAGAUGCAAACAAUGGUGGUUCUUCUAGAGGUGAAAUAAGUCCGAUGACUGAACCAUUCCAGCAUUCUACAAUUUUUUUCGCUAUGCCAAAUAGUCAUUACUCCAAUGGAAAUAUACUUAGCAAAUUUACUAAAAAUGGUUCUUUUUCUUUUCAUACAGCUGAUUUUGUUAUUGAAAAAUUACCCAGUUCUUCUAUAUCCCAACUUAAUGGACAAUACAUUUCUGAUUAUAUACAAUCACUUGCAAAUACGACAGAUUUAACGGUUCUUUCAAAACUGGGUUAUUUUGAUUCGGUAAUUCUGUCUGAUUAUCCAGCCGAAUUCUUCAUUCGGAAUCCGGUUUUUAUUCAGUUAUUAGCUACCUUCAUAGUUACAUCUUCAAGUAAUCGAGUUCAAAUUGCAUCAACAAAGAUACUGAUUAAUCUGUGUUGCAAGCUAAUUACACGGAUCUCCUAUUUUGAAAAUCUUAAUAACUAUUCGUCAACAAAUAGACAUGUCGAAUCUCUUGAGAAUAGUGAAAUCAAUCACUAUUUGAAGGAGUUUUUAACCUCGGCUAAAGUUUCGGAAUAUUUGACUGGGAGCCUUUUACCCCCGUGUGUUAUUAACUUACCAUCAAAUGGUGUAUCAAUUCCCGUGUUUGCAGUCGCUAUGGCCAACGCUGCACUUUCCGGCCUCGUUACUGUUCGUUCAAGUACGGCAUUUCGGAGUUCGCUUUUGCAUCUCCUUAAUAAAGCUGUGGACCUAUUCCUCCAUUGUACACAGGUGGAUUUGUCUUGGCGAACGUUUGGGUCUACGACUGUGGAGUCCUUUAAACCACUUGCAGAAAGUGUCCUUCCCUCUCAAAACGUGACUCCUGGGUUUGAUAAUAUGCUAGAACUUUGGGGAAUUCUACUUUCCACCUUCUCCAAAUCAUGGCGUAACGACCUGAGUGUUGAUCGUCAGAUUGACGAUUUUGAACAACCGCGACUUAUAUACAUUGGUUUACUCAAACCCCUAUUUCGUCUUCUUUUCUCCUUAUGGACGCCAGAAGCGUGUGCGUGUCUUCUUCCUUCGAUGACAUCUUUUGAAAUCGCUCUGGCCUCUUUGGAUUGCCAUUUUGUAUCAAAUUUUAAUGAGAACAAUUCGACUGAUCUCUUGGCCUAUGUUCGCUUUUUUGAUCCUGAAAUAUUUCUUCUCCACUCCAAAUUGAUGGAAAUAUCCCCGGCAAUAUUGGCCUCAGUAGAUUUCAUUCGAAGUCUGGAAAAUCACCAAAAUUUUGAUUUGCCAAACUUUGGUGGAAUGAUGACAAAGGCGAUUGAAGGACUAAGAGUUAUUGAAUUUAUUCCUAAUAGCUAUGCGCCGAAGUUCGUCUCAUUUUUGGCUGAAACGCUAUUGUACGCAGAUGAACCAACCUGUAUUUCUCUGCUCUCUCAAAGUCGUCCAUAUCUCCUUAUGCUUCUGUCACAUUCAAAUUCUAAGAUUCGGAAAAUUACUUACGAUCAAAUCCAUGAGAUUAUAUCAACUAGUGUGUCAGUUGAAAAUGCUGCAAAUCCAACAUCACAGGACUAUAAACGAAUAAAAUUUCUUCUUAAUCGUGAGGUUUUUGGGGAAAUCGUAGAGUUUGGCGCAAAUGAUACAGUUCCAGAAAUUGCAACUACAGCGAAAGCUUGUCUCCGCUUACUUCUCGACUCCCACCAUUUAAUACCAGAAUCAAUGUGGCUUAAUUUUGUCAAUCUGAUUUACGAACAACCGAAUGAUUUGAACUGUCUUCCCUAUUCCACUGAUUGGCGACCCAUUCAGCCUUUCAUUUCUCUACUUGCAGGUCUGUCGGCCGAAAUUAACCCUUCCCUUGAAGCUUUUCUGGGUCAUGGUGGCUUUAAAAAUGCUUUGACAAAUAGCUAUGCCAGCACAAUACCUCUUCUUUAUCAUCCACAGCCACAUACUCGCAGAAAAGCAGCUUCUUUGAUCGUCAAAACGAUGGAUUUCACAAUCAAAGAUUGUGCGCAAUUGUAUUCUUCCCUUGAUGAGACACUUAGCGACUUGCUAAUUAUUACUGAUCCUGCAAUGCCUAUUAGUCAAGCAAUAUUUGAAGAAUUGAGUUGCAAGAUUCUUGCUGAUGGAAUUUCUUCCAACCACAUUGAUCGUAAAAUUCUUAUUGAAGCGAUGGAACUAGUAGGAGAUGGAGUUGCUGAUCUGGGAGUGAGAUGUAAUGCCGCAGAACGAGUUUUCAGGAUUCUCACUUCUUCGGGCAAUUUUGAACUUUGGAAUGAAGCCAAUGGUCCCAGCAUUCUUCUGGACUGGGUUGCGUCUUUAUCAGCUCAAUUGGGUUUAAAUAUUGGUGAAAAUCUCCUAAUUGAACCACUUGUUAGAGUGCUUCUCGGGAUCGCCCACUACGUCAUUAUAAAUGAUCUCAAGUCUCGUCACCACUUCUACCUCACCCAAUCCCUAUUUUUUAAGCCAAUUUUACAAGUGGGACUUUGCUUUUGGCAGGAUUUAAGGAUUCGUCGAAGUGUUUCAAUUAUCAUAGCUCUGAUCAUUUUCACGCCAGCAAUUCGAAUUUCCGAUGAGUAA